AUGAUGGAUGCAACGUCGGAAUCCGAAAGAACAAGCCUGGACCUAUCAAUUUCAUCACCAAAACAAGCUUACUACGUUGAGAGCCCUUCAAGCGUGUCCCAAGUAUACGAUGGUGAUAAAUCCUCUUCCGCUGCUUCACUGAUUCAGAUUCACACCCCAAACUACACCAUCCUCACCGAGUCACGUCUCUCCUCUUCAAGCCGCACCUCCAAUGGGACUGGAUUCCGGUGGAAAGGAAGCUCCCGGAGAAGAGACAUGUAUUGGCUAGAGAGGCCUUAUACGAUUGAUGAAGAGGAAGUUUAUGAAGAUAACAGAGGAUUAUCGGUUGGACAAUGCAGAGCGGUUUUGGUAAUCUUAGGAACUGUGGUUGUGUUCUCUGUUUUCUGCUCUGUUUUGUGGGGAGCUUCUCAUCCUUUCUCUCCUAUCGUCUCCGUUAAGAGGUUCGACCUUCAUAGCUUUUAUUACGGAGAAGGAAUAGACAGAACAGGAGUUGCCACCAAGAUUUUGAGCUUUAACGGCUCAGUGAAAGUGACAAUAGACAGUCCUGCUCCUUACUUUGGCAUCCAUGUCUCUUCUUCUACCUUCAGUCUCACCUUCUCUGCUCUCACCCUCGCCACUGGUCAGCUUAAAAGUUAUUACCAGCCAAGAAAGAGCAAGCACUUAGCCAUUGUCAAGCUCCUAGGCGUAGAGGUUCCUCUAUAUGGAGCAGGACCUAACUUAGCGGCUUCAGACAAGAAAGGAAGAGUUCCAGUGAAGUUGGAGUUUGAGAUCCGAUCACAAGGGAAUCUUUUGGGGAAGCUUGUCAAGUCGAAACACUUGAAUCACAUCUCCUGCUCUUUCUUCAUCUCUUCCUCCAAGAGCUCAAGACCAAUAAAAUUUACUCAUAAGACCUGUAAACUCACUACCAAGUAA
Eutrema salsugineum is the source of this 912-nucleotide messenger RNA. RefSeq lists its product as uncharacterized. The record is from RefSeq and is a predicted model, not a curated record. NCBI's taxonomy places the organism in Eukaryota, Viridiplantae, Streptophyta, Magnoliopsida, Brassicales, Brassicaceae. The transcript is spliced from 2 exons. Bases 1 to 912 code for a protein of 303 amino acids.